CACCAACUCGAGAACAAAAGGAAGAUGCCAUCGAUCCGCCACGAGCAUUGCGAGCGGUGUUACGUUGUCCACUGCCAGGUGCCGGCAUGGCUCUCCAUCGGCUGCGUGGUCAUCCGCUGCCCCAACGACUGUGGCGCCUUCCUGCACGCCUGCAAGGAAGAGGAGCACCGUCUCCUGUGCCCCAACGAGACAGUGGCCUGUCUUAACGCAGACUACGGCUGCCCACUGAGUAUGCUGAGGCACCGGCGGGCAAGACACCUGGAGGUCUGCCCGGCUAGCGUUGUCGGCUGCUCUCAGGAGUGGAACCGCUGGCCUGUUCCUGAUGGGGAACUGACCUUCUACAAGAACGCCUCCCAACAAAGCGAGAUUCACCUUGAUGUUGCUUUGGCCCUGAGGGAUCAAGAGCUGCUGUUUCAUUCCAUCAAGAUGAAGAGUGUUUUCCCUGAGCUGACAUUGGCAUAUCCUCAGGAUUUAGACAUCGGGAUGGCAAGGGAGGAUCCAUGUUUAGCUUCUGGUGGGUGUACACAAAAUGCAUGUACAGGAAUGAAAGAGGAAGAACUAAAUGACGCAAUAAGGGAUGAGUUAAAUGUGGAAAACCUUCAGAACUACAGCUCCUGGGAGAGAAUAUUCAAGAAAGAGAUGAACGGGUGUGAACAGACAAGCAAAAAUGUAGCAAAAAAAGCAGAGUGUGGAAAAGAAAUGGACCAGUCAAGGGAAAGUUCUUCAUCCAAGAACGAAGUGUCUGGCCUGGCACCAUGGCAGGACGGCGUCUUGGAGAGAUUGGGCAAGGAGGUCAACAUCGGUGAAUACAACAUGUACCUGGUACACAACGGAUCCAUGCUCAUUAACUUCGGACAGCUGAGCGCCUGCACCCCGAGGGAGAGGGAUUUUGUUUACGGAAGCCUGGAACCCAUCGAGGUGAAGUCUGUCCGUUCCUUCAAUGUUCCCAGCAGCUACCGAGCCAAGCGUUGCCACCUGAAAGACCCGAGUCGCAAGAUCAAGAUCGCACACCAGUGUGUGGACACGCUAGAUUUGGGCGUCUCAGCGGAGGAGAUGCCCAAGUGCGACGAUGUCGAUGCUACGUUGUUGUGCUGUCUGGAGAAAGAAUUUAAAGGGCAUCUCAUCUCCGAAACCACCGGGAUGGACGGGCUGUACGUCAACGUUGGGACACAAACGUACGACUUUGAUUCCGUGCCAUUCCCAGCCGAGGCGUCGCUUGCCGAUGUAGUCGCCGGCAAACCGCGCUGUCUUCACGUCCGCACAGAAUCCGAGUCGGUAACUAGGCGGCAUAAUAGGACGAGCUCAGCCUUCAGCUACAUAUGUGGUCUCUUCUUCCGCCGUGAUGAAUACCGCUGGCACUUCAGGAAUGUCCACACCGACAUCCAGGCUGGCCUCGGCGGAUGGUUCCUACAACGUUGCCCCUUAGCAUACCUCGGCUGCACUUUCGCCCAGACUAGGUUUCAACCAGGCGGUCAACCGGCUGUGGUCAAAUACCACCAUGUUGUCGACAAGCUAGUCAUCCAACCGGAUGUCUCCCGAGAGCUACUUGAGGAUGUCAAAACGUUACAUAGCCAGAAUCCCUUGAACCGACUGCCCUUGGAGAUUCUCCAGCACAUCGCUGGAUACCUGGACUCUUUCAGUUUGUCGCAGUUGUCACAAGUGUCGCGUCAGAUGAGGGAGGCAUGUGCCACCUUACUGCAGACCCGAGGGAUGGUGUCCCUCAAAUGGGAGAAGAAGACAUAUUCCCAUGGUGGGAGCUCGUGGAAGAGUCGAAAGAAAGUUUGGGAGUUCAGCUCGCUGUUUUGUCCUGUGGAACGAUGGCGCUUCACCGAAACUCCCUCCAUGGCAGAGCACCUCCAAACUUGUCCCUUCUACCAGAGGGAAGAGCAACGCACCCAGCCUAUAGCUUUAAGUGGUUUGAAGGAGGUCAGCAGAGAGGCGAAAUUUUAAAUGCAAUGCUGUAAAAGGUGUUACGCUGCCAUCUAACGGGGAAAAACUAGAACGUGUUUCACCAUGCGCUUUGCAUUCAUUUUUCAGUAUUAAAACACUUGUACUAUUUUUCAAUUAUUCUUUCACGUCCCUUGACGGCGAUAGACGUCCAAUCAUCCAUUAACUUGACGUGAUAGAGGAAAAACACAGGUCAAUUUAGUAUUCUGCACCUAAACAUUUGUUAAAAACAGCGGUUAGAUCUAACUCAACAAAAAUUGUGUUCCAAAGUGUAAUCAUUAUGCUCUCUAUUCUGGUUAGAUUAUCCUGAACAAAUCAUUGGCUGCAAUAGAAUAGAAUAGAAUAGAAUAGAAUAGAAUAGAAUAGAAUAGAAUAGAAUAGAAUAGAAUUUCUUAUCAAUGUACAUCGUAACAGCACUAAAGGUCCAAUGCAAUGCAUAGACAUAAUCAAAACAGAUUAUUUAAUGCCAUCCAUCCUGGUCCAUCCGCAUUUGACAUAGAGUAUUAUCACUAGUAUUGAAAUUGUAGUACUGUAAACCCUAUGGGAAAAAAAAUGUACUUUAAAAUAAUUCAGGUCUUCCUCGGGUUAAAACGUACUGGACUUGCGUGAUUUUGACUUUACGGCGCCGGAGUCUUGUCCGCCAUUUUGUCUCCGGUGAAUUUUAUUUUUGUUAUUAUGCUGACUUUUGUUUUGUGAUGUAUGCUUUUAUUUUGGCACAGGAAGCAUAGAGCAGGCAGUACUUUGAAGGAGAUAGUAACUUUUCUCGUAGGCACCGUCUGUUUGCAUUACUCAACAAUCCCUGACAAAAGUCUUGUCGCUUAUCCAUUUUGUAGAAACAAUUGCUAAUAAACCUGACUUUUAAUGCUUUAAUUGGUUUCAGAAAUGGCUCAUAUGAAAGCUAAGACUCUACCAA
Molecule: messenger RNA, 2860 nt
Organism: Corythoichthys intestinalis (scribbled pipefish)
Lineage: Eukaryota; Metazoa; Chordata; Actinopteri; Syngnathiformes; Syngnathidae
Product: F-box only protein 40-like
Exons: 3
Cellular component (GO): cytoplasm
Molecular function (GO): zinc ion binding; ubiquitin protein ligase activity; protein binding
Source: RefSeq, a predicted model, not a curated record